This is a messenger RNA of Guillardia theta CCMP2712, 693 nucleotides long. RefSeq lists its product as hypothetical. The record is from RefSeq and is a predicted model, not a curated record. The transcript has 2 exons. The coding region runs from base 1 to 693 and encodes 230 amino acids. Lineage: Eukaryota; Cryptophyceae; Pyrenomonadales; Geminigeraceae.
AUGGAAGCUCUCUCCAACAAUGGCGACAACAAAUUCAUCGGGAAACUCCUCAACACCGCCAUGAAACCCCAAGUCGACAAGUACGCCGCCGACGCUUCCUUGCCACUCUCGGCUCUCUCAACGGAUCAAUGGAUCCAUCCAGGCUACGAAGACCGUCAAUCGAUCCAGACUCAACUCGCCUUGGCAUCCUCCAAGCUCUACAACGGGACCGAAUCCGAGGCUCAACCCAACCGCAACCUCUACCUCUUCCAAAAACUUCACCCCAACCAACAAUACAACAGCAGCGACAAAAAGGCCUUGGCAAUCUCCUAUGUCAACCGAUGCAUCGAGAUCAUCAUGUUCUGGGACAAAGACCUCACUCAGACCCCCAACUCUACCCACGUCCCAACAAGGGAUUACAUCAACAACAUGGUCGAUACAUUGUCAACCAACAACGAUAUCUUCAUCUCAGUUCACUGCGCCAUAGACCAACCUCUCAGAUCCGUCUUCAACUACACCAUCGCAACUCAGAAGCAUACCAAGCUCUACACCAUCAUCGCUUUGACUCUGACCGCAGUGCGUCGCGCUGAGCAACAACCCGAUACUAUCCUCAGUCUCUAUAAGUUCCUCUUCUUGCUGAUCAACGAACAUAUCGUUCGUCCGCAUAUGUCAGGCCUUAACUUUAACUUUAAAAAUCUCUUUGAUCUUCAAUAA